Molecule: messenger RNA, 306 nt
Organism: Fulvia fulva
Lineage: Eukaryota; Fungi; Ascomycota; Dothideomycetes; Mycosphaerellales; Mycosphaerellaceae
Exons: 2
Coding region: 1-306 (101 amino acids)
Biological process (GO): intra-Golgi vesicle-mediated transport
Source: RefSeq, a predicted model, not a curated record
AUGUCUGAAGCAUACGAGCGAGAGAGACAAAACAACGACUCCAUCUCCUCCCUUCAAGCAAAAGUCUCCCAACUCCGCAGCGUGACCGUCGACAUCUACGACAAUGCCCGCGAUCAAGGAGUCAUCGACUCUACCUCCGAGACGUUCAGUACCAUGGCCGGCUCUCUGAAAGGGAGCGCGAACAGGCUAGGAGUAAUGGCAAAGCAGGGGAACAAAGUUGCCAUUUUCAAGCUGGCUGGGAUAAUCAUUGUGACGUUGUUGGUGGUGUGGUAUGUUGGAGGCUGGAUACUGUCGUGGUUCUUCUAG